This is a messenger RNA of Aspergillus calidoustus, 345 nucleotides long. Lineage: Eukaryota; Fungi; Ascomycota; Eurotiomycetes; Eurotiales; Aspergillaceae. The record is from the annotation of a GenBank genome assembly.
AUGAUCCAUUUCGCUCUUGAGCAGGCUGAACACCAGUCUGAGGGUAACGGUAAUCCUGAAGCCCGCAUUUUCGGCGUCGGUAACGGCGACAAUGCAGCCACCUGCGAAUCCGAGCAGGGUAACCAGAAAUCGGCUUUCAAUGGGUGGGCAGCCGUCCUUGUGCAGUCAUGGCAGAGGACUGGGCAAGUCAAACUGGUCGCACGAUCGGCCGGCCUUGUCAGUGGCCGGGUACUUAUUGAGAUCUCUUCAAAUCUCAAGCCACACGCAGUGCACCUUGCUAGGGACGAGAGAAAUGGGCCUGCUGGGACUCACAGGAGCUUUGGUCAGAUGAAGGCGGCCCUAUAG